This is a messenger RNA of Aspergillus pseudotamarii, 2746 nucleotides long. Its product is annotated as putative MFS transporter Fmp42. Gene Ontology annotation, cellular component: fungal-type vacuole membrane. The coding region runs from base 441 to 2480 and encodes 679 amino acids. The transcript is spliced from 3 exons. NCBI's taxonomy places the organism in Eukaryota, Fungi, Ascomycota, Eurotiomycetes, Eurotiales, Aspergillaceae. The record is from RefSeq and is a predicted model, not a curated record.
UCUGGUUUUCGAGUCUCCACUCAGAUGAUAUUGGAGCUAGUCUCAAAGAAGAAGGUCACGUUGAACAACAUCAUCAUCAUUGAUAUGAUCAUCAUGACCACCUCCUCUUACCAACACCUUCCAUCUUUCCUGAUCUGUACAGCAUUGGGCCUCUCAAAACGCUGUCAUUUCCUUUCCCUCUCUAUAAUACGGUAUCUAACCAAUUUUAUCCUAUCAUAUUCUUUGUAUCCUUUGUAUCAGCCAGCUUGAACAGUGCUUAGCUUUUAUUACUCUAGCCCGCCCAAAUAGCGGCUCGGAUGCUGCAAGGAGCACCAUUCCUUUCUUGAUCUAGCAAUUGCCCUAAUUGUAAUACCAUUCCAAAGAGAGAAGUCAGGCAAGGUACUUUCUUGCCUGAGCUCCUCGCUGGCAUCCCUUCUGAUUCUAGAUAGAGUGUAUCUAGUAUGUCCUUACCUCGAGUCUCCUAUUUGGAGUCAUGGGAACAUAAUCCAGCCUCAAUCCGUCGCCAAGAUCAAUCGUCAAUACCCGAUUCAGAAGAUGAUGCGGCAUAUCACGAACUCCCAGAAGAGUCGCUAUCUUCGUCGUUCCCUUCAACAAUCAGCUUUCCGGUCUCCAGGCAGCGCUUAAAUUUCAACCCAUAUGCCGGACCAGGCUGGAAUGAGGCAUCGGUAGAGGAUGCAGGAGACGAGCGUAGCUCUCUCCUAAGAGUACCUUCUCAGACACCCCGGCCUAGUCACAUAGAGGGAGAAGACAGGGCGACACAAAACGGUCUUGCGAAACAGCAGGAAGCGUCGAUAAUAGAGACAACUAGCGCGUUUGAAGUCUGUAUUGCAGUAAUCUACUGUUUCCUCGCUGCGGGCGUUGUCUUUGGUUUCGCGGCGCUGAAGCCAGUGUUAAUUCGGGAAGGCGUUUACCACAGUAUGUGCUCGAAGGAGGAGCUAAAUGAACGCCAAGAUGUGUGCUACUCACAAGAGCUUCGUCUCAACCUGAUGUUCACUAUAGCCGCUGUGGCGACCAACGUAUCUGCCCUUCCAGUCGGAACUAUUCUAGACACGUACGGCCCGCGCGUGUGUGGAAUCAUUGGAAGCGGUCUCCUUUCUCUUGGUGCUAUACUUUUUGGACUCUCAGGUAGCAUUGGCUUCGACGGGUACAUCCCAGGGUAUCUUUUCUUGUCUUUGGGCGGACCAUUCAUAUUUAUCUCAUCCUUCCAUCUUUCGAAUACAUUUCCUACCCGCUCGGGGUUGAUCCUGUCCAUGCUCACAGGUGCAUUCGAUGCCUCCAGCGCACUGUUCUUAAUCUUCCGUCUGAUUAACGAGAACACAAACGACCGGUUCACAACAGGGAAAUUCUUCUUAGCUUACCUCAUUGUUCCAGUACUUAUACUAGCCGCACAGCUGACCAUCAUGCCAGCAACAUCUUACAAAACCGCUGGGGAGCUGGUUCAACAAGCAGAAGCCGAGAUUUCCGCCGAAGCGAACGACAGGGUGGAUGAUGAUAUCUCAGAUCGGAAUGAAGGCGAACGGCAACGGAAUGACCGUCGCGUUCAGCGCCAAGAUAUCGUCAACAAGAUUCAGGACCUCCUCACAGAGGGAGGACCUGAUCACGCAUCUAGAACCGAAGAACCAGUACUCAGAGCCAACGGAGUCGAACCAGAUACCCCAUCAGCAACAAAGCCCCAGAACACCACCGGUGGUGUUUGGGGUGCAAUGCACGGCUGCUCGGCUUUACAACAAGUUCGAUCCCCAUGGUUCGUCCUCAUCACUCUUUUCACUGUACUCCAGAUGCUCCGAAUCAAUUAUUUCGUGGCCUCAAUGCGCCAGCAGUACGAAUACCUGUUCGGGUCGCCCGAACAAGCCCGGAAGAUCAACGAACUAUUUGACUUUUUUCUUCCCCUUGGCGGUCUUAUUUCUGUGCCUUUCAUUGGAGCUAUCCUCGACAACGCCAGUACCCCCUUCGUCCUCCUCGUGCUCGUAUCAACCGCAACCGUGAUCGGUGUUCUCGGUUGCAUUCCUCAUAGCAUUGAAGCCGGAUACACAAACAUCGCCAUCUUCGUCAUCUAUCGCCCGUUCUACUACACCGCUGUGUCGGACUACGCAGCCAAGGUAUUCGGCUUCCAGACAUUCGGGAAGGUCUAUGGGCUCAUCAUCUGCCUAUCGGGGUUGGGUAAUUUUGCACAAGCAGGUCUUGACGCCCUCACCUUCAAGGUAUUUCACCGCAACCCAAUCCCUGUAAAUGCUAUCCUCACCCUCGUGACCUGCUUGGUCGGUAUCGGAUUGGUUGGUUUCGUUUGGUGGAGAGCAGGGACCAUUUCCACCACAAAGCCAGGACUUAGAAUCCUGGAGAACGGAGAUGCCCAGAUCCCCAAUGACCACGAUGGUAUCGCAACUAGAGAUUGGGAGCGGGAACCCUUGUUGUAUCGGCCUCCGUCGAACGUGGCGCGGCAUGCAGAAUCGCCGUCAUACGGCAUUUCAGGUCCAUCGUAACAUUCAUUAAUUUGUAGAGUAGCGUAACGGGCUUUUUUUGCUUUUACCGGUAGAGACAUAUAUCAUGUGUGACCUGCGAGAAAGGAUAAGCGGUCAUUAUUGUGCUCUUGUAUGUACUGCAUUCGAAUGGAAUUAUCAAUAUAUUUGUAUACUAUGAAUUGUACUUCUCUCAAUACAACAUUAAAUUUAAUUAGAUAUAUAAUCCACACAUAUCAUACAAGACCGAUGAUAUCCCAGGUGUGCAAAGAAUUGAUCUCUAACCAGUA